ACUUAUCUUAAUUAUGGGGUCGCCACUCUAACCGCAGGUACCCCUAUGCAAAUAUGCCGAGGUCGCCCUCUCCGGCGUUCCCUCCCUUCUCCGUACUCCAGAUCCUCGUUUCCACCCUCAACCCCUUCUUUCCUCUCUCCCCACACUUUUCGUCCCUUCUCUUCUAAUCGCAGCGGACUCAUUCGCUUUGGGAGAUCAGCUCUCUCAUCCUCGUUCCUUGUCUUGCUCCAUUACUUUCGUCCAACCCACUUGAUAGAUACAUCAUGUUUUUCUCACAGCCCGCACACCUCGCCAAGGCGGAGGAGCUGAAGCAGUCUCCUCCUAAGGGGACGCCGUACUCCGUAGCCAUCCCCGGAACUGAGCAGCCUGGUCGCAGCCGGGUAUACCGGGCCUGGAAUGCGCAAAAGGAGCUGUUGACCACGUUGGAUCCUCAGGUCGUCACCGCUCAUGACAUGUUCGAGUCUACCGCCAAUCGCCAGCCCAAGAACCACUGCCUCGGCUGGCGCCCGUUCAACCCGGUUACCAAAACAUUCGAUGCCUACCAGUGGCUCACAUACGAGCAGGUCCAGAAGCGCCGCGCUGCAUUCGGUGCCGGUCUAGUUGAGCUACACAACAAGCACGAGUGCCACCGUCCUGGCCAGUAUGGUAUUGGUCUUUGGUGCCAGAACCGCCCGGAGUGGCAGAUCACCGAUCUGGCCUGCAUGUCUCAGGGCCUCUUCUCGGUCUCGAUCUACGAUGUGCUUGCUCCGGACGCUACUGAGUAUAUCAUUAACCACGCAGAGCUGAGUUGUGUUGUUACCUCUCUCCCUCACAUCCCAGCCCUUCUGCAGCUCAAGCAUGCCCUGCCCAACCUGAAGAUGAUUGUCAGCCUGGAUCCCCUCGAUGGUGGUGAGCAAGCUGGUCACUCCAAGCGUGCUUUGUUGGAGUCAAUCGCCGCUGGCCAGGACGUGUCGAUCUAUACCAUUGAUCAGGUUGAGGCUUUGGGAGAGGCCUCAAAGCGUGGAUACAACCCUCCUUCCCCCUCGGACAUUGUCACCAUCAACUACACCUCGGGUACUACCGGUCCCCCCAAGGGUGUCGUUCUGACCCACAAGAGUGCCGUGGCUGCUACCUCUGCCGGUCUGAUUACUAUCGGCCAGGCCCGGGGCGACACCAUGUGCUCUUACCUUCCUCUUGCUCACAUCUACGCUCGUCUCGCCGAGCACACUGCCUUCUGGGGUGGCGCUCGCAUUGGCUACUUCCAUGGCAACAUUGUCGAGCUGGUCGAUGACCUGAAGCUGUUGAAGCCCACUGGCUUCAUGUCCGUGCCCCGUCUGUACAGCCGAUUCGGUACUGCAGUGAAGGCUGCCACCGUCGAGGCACCGGGCUUCAAGGGUGCUCUGUCUCGCCACAUCAUUGCCGCCAAGACUGCCAACUUGAAGAACCCCGACCCCUCCAAGGCCACCGUUAAGCAUGCCCUUUACGACCGUAUCUGGGCCAAGAAGGUCGCCGCUGCUCUCGGUCUCGAGCGUGCCCGAUACAUGGUCUCCGGCUCGGCCCCUCUUGACCCGACUCUGCACAACUUCCUGCGCAUUGCCACCGGUACCGACAUCGUUCAGGGCUACGGCUUGACCGAGUCCUAUGCCUGCGGUACCGCACAGUCCACCGACGAUCUCACCUCGGGUAACUGCGGUCGUCUCGCUCCCUGCGUGGAAGCCUGCCUCCUGUCCCUGCCCGAUAUGGAGUACUCUGUCGACGAUAAGCCGUACCCCCGUGGCGAGCUGCUCCUGCGCGGUAACAACAUGUUCAAUGAGUACUUCAAGAACCCCGAAGAGACCUCCAAGGCCAUGACCGAGGAUGGAUGGUUCCGCACCGGUGAUGUCUGCACGAUCGAUGAGAUGGGCCGCAUCAUCAUCAUCGACCGACGCAAGAACGUGCUCAAGCUGGCACAGGGCGAGUACAUCUCACCCGAGCGUCUGGAGGGUGUCUUCAUGUCCGAGCUGGGCUAUCUGGCUCAGGCCUACGUGCACGGUGACAGUAUGCAGACCUUCCUGGUCGGUAUCUUUGGUAUCUCGCCCGACUUGUUCGCUCCCUUCGCUAGCAAGGUCCUCGGCCGUCCUAUCGGCGCGACGGACCUGGAUGCGAUCAAGGAGGCGCUGACGGAUGAGAAGAUUCGCCGCGCGGUUUUGCGUGAUCUCGAGCGUGUUGCUAAGAAGCAUCGUCUCGCUGGAUACGAGCGUGUCCGCAACGUCUCUUUGAAACUGGAGCCGUUCACCGUUGAGAAUAACCUGUUGACCCCAACCCUCAAACUCAAGCGCCCCCCAACCGUCAAGGUCUACCGCCAACUCCUGGACAAGCUUUACGAGCAAGCUCUGGAGGAAGAAUCCGCGCCUCGCGCCAAGCUGUAGUUACCAAUCUCCCAAACAUAUCGACUUGCAUCACCGUGCAUUGCACAUUUGCACAUUCUGCCUCUGUCUCCGUUCUCUCUUUUUCCACUUCUCGUCAUGUUCUUAUUUUGCCCCGUUGGUUUUUCUUGAUGUUGAGUAAGCUUCGUGUUUGGCUUUUCUGGGUGAUUUUCUGUAUAUAGACUGUCUGGCCUUGUCUGUGUAGGGUUAAGGCUGGAAUCCGGGUGAAGUCGUGGGAUUCGUGUUCCAUUGUAGCAUAUUGACGUCAAACUUGAACAUUGAUCGUUAUUCUAUCUUUCCU
Messenger RNA from Penicillium brasilianum, 2685 nucleotides. The record is from the annotation of a GenBank genome assembly. Lineage: Eukaryota; Fungi; Ascomycota; Eurotiomycetes; Eurotiales; Aspergillaceae.